GCUAUAUCAUGCCAUUGACCCAGAUGUACGUAGCCUAUGUUUAUUUGUUUGGUAUGUAGUGUUAACUGUGUUGUCUUCCUGCAACAGAGAACCACUGGACCUUCAGAAACCCAGCAUUGCUACUUACAGAAGAUAUGGAUACCAGCUUUUCCAGUAUCGAGACUUUGGAAGCCACACAAACCACCUUCAAACCAGACACAGACUGUACCUCUUGUAGUCCAAGAAACUGAAGUCGACGUGGAAUUCUGCACCACAUAAUCGAUGAACAUACAUGGACUGAAGGAGGGACUGAGCAUAGCUGUCAUCACCCACCUCUCACUAGAAAACAUGGGGCAUUUCAAACACACAGUGCAUAAGGCAUUCAGUGGAGCUGCACCUUAAGGCAAUAGUAAUGGAUCUAACAGAUGAUGAAACAAUAUAGGAAUGUCGGAAGAAGGAUGCUCCUAAUAAUGUUGCUCUGCCUCCCAAGGACUUUUGAAGCAACUGUUCAAGUGGAUGACAGUAUUCAAGUCAUCAUUGGAGAUGGUGUUGACUUAAUAUGCAAGCCAAAGCAUGCUGAUAAAAUCAUCCAAAUUGUAUGGAUGAAAAGAAGAAAUGGAACUGAAAUCAAGAUAUACACAAUUUUAUGGAAUGGGGACAUUAUCCCGGAAAAUGUCAAUGGACUCAAAGAACGUUUGAGAUUUGUUGGUAAUGCAGUUGAAGGUGUGGGAACGAUACACUUAGAAAAUGCAAGAACUACUGAUGAAGCAGUUUACAUCUGCAGAUUAAUAUUAUUUCAAAGUAAACAUGUCAGCAAAGGAAUCCAGCUCCAGGUUCAAGCCCGGCCCAACAUAAGUACCCCCAGUGUUACACCUGUAGUUGGUCUGACUGACGUAGUACUCGCAGUCUGCAAUGCAGCUGAGGCUCGUCCACCUGCUGAGGUUACAUGGAACACAGGUUUACUACAUAACAUCAGCAGUGACAUCACUGAGAACCCAGAUGGAACAACCACUGUCACCAGUCACCUGUUGGGUGUGCCUUCUAGAGACAUCCACCAUAAGGUCGUCCAGUGUUUAGUCAGACAUCCCACCUUUAAUUCAGUACAGAUCUUCAACUAUUCACUGGACAUCCACUAUCCUCCUCAUUCAGUGAAAAUAAAGCCCACUGCGAGUACUGCUAAUCCCCAAGAGUUUCUGUGUGAAGCAGAUGGCAAUCCAGAGCCUGAACAUUAUAUUUGGAGCAGAGAUGGAUUUCUUCUGCCCACUGAUGGAGUGCAAACGAAGAACAACACACUGUACUUUUCUUGGUUACUCCCAGAGUUAAAUGGCAUGUACACUUGUGAGGCUUCCAACAAGUAUGGACAUGCAACAGGCUCACUUCAUAUGUAUAUACUAAGCCCAAGACAUCGAUAUGUUCUUGUUGGUUUGCUUGUUUCGGUUGUGUCCCUUGCUGUGGGUAGUUAUUUUUCAUAUUCCAGGUCAGGUCAGGAUCUACCUUGUGAACAGAGGCAACAAGAGUUUGGAGGCAAUCAAGAGGAAAGAGCAGAUGAAGAGGAGGUUGGAGACGAACCAGUGUAAUCUCCCAUGCCUUUAUGUGCUGCUGCUGCAUCUGCUGCUAUUUACUGCCGCUGCUGUGUUUAUGUAAUGCUGCUGCUGCUGAGUAGGUGCAGAUGCAGCAGUCAGGAUUCUCAAGGCUCCUUUGUGUUUGUGCUUAAAUCCACAUUCUUCAUCAAAGUGUCUGUGUAAGGACAUAUUCCUAGUUUCAUUAGCUUGUUAUCUAGCAAACUUCAUCAGUGAAGUUGCACUACACUGCAUCAUCAAUGUACAUGUUUAUUCAUAUAUGUGUGUCAAUGUACAUGUUUAUUCAUAUAUGUGUGGUAUACUUAAGUAUGAUGCCAGUGUUCUUGAUUUUAUGCUUGUUUUGUGGUUGUAGAUCAUGUUUAUGCAUUUGUCUACAUGCUAGGUCCCUCUAAAACUAUCAAGGAGCUGUACACUUCUAACGAUGGAUCAAAAGCAAUAAUGACAGCCACCCACUUGGUCUAUAGACAAUAACAUAUGUUGAAAAAUAUAAGUAAGUUCCCCUGGCUGAGGAUCAAUGAUAUUGCAUCUAAAUACCCCUUUAUAUUGGCAGGCUGUACAGUAUCUCUUACACACAGUAAAGACAUAAUUAGUUGUUUACUUAUGAUAUCAUUUAAUGUAGCUGUAGGAAAACCAGCAAACAUUCAAAUUGAAGUGCAGAAAAUUGAAAACAGGUUAAAUCGCACAACAGAUAGGUCUCAAAGAAGGGGUACCUGGCAAUAUAGCUCUCUUUAGUGUUCAUAUCAGUCCAUUUGUACGGCUUUAAAUGAGGAUCAAUUUCAAUAACACCAACUGAUUUUUAUCCUGGCCACUGCAUGGCUUUUAUAUUAAAUAUCUUACAUUGAAGUCAGAGCUGGCCAUAUACGGAGUUAUAUCUCUCAAAGUACUGGCUGCUCUGGUGUCUUCUAAUCCUCUGGUCUUGUCUUUGGUCAAGGUGUUCAGGAGUUCUGCUCUGUGGAUGUGAAUAUACAAACAUGAAAACAUCUUUAUAGUUUCCAUUCAAUGUAUGCAGCAAAGUACUUUGAUAGUGAAAUUCACAAGCAAGCUUGACAGGGCAGUUAUGAAUUUGAUCAAGCUAGAAUUCUUAGCCAUUGGUCUAGAGAGGUCUCAGCAUGAUUAUGAGCCCUUUAUAUUGUAGAAACAUUACUCACUUCAUUGGGCUGCUGGAGAGUAGAUGCAUUCUGCUUUUUCUUUAUCCUGCAGGCAAUACAUAUUUUGUUGUUGUAUGUGUCAUACACAAACAUGAUAACACAACUAGUUUACUUAAGAAGAGACAGAUUAACUCAGUCUUACACACUGACCAGUCAAUAGGUUUGGCCUUUCAUGGAUUUUUUAAUUAAUAUUUGUCAUGCAUGGCACUUCACAAGACAAUGUUGAGAAGUCAACCAAUACAAGACUGUCAUUCCAAUAUAUUGAUAAAAACACCUCUUACUUGUUAUCUGUAUCUCAUUUGAGUGGGGCAUUCAUAUAUUAGAUUGCUUUUGGAAUGUUUUAAAUGCACUGAACAACUGAAAUACACUGAUCUUUCCAUUUUGGCAGAUUUAGCACCCCUCAUGGUUUUCUGGACAUCCACAUAAAUAACUAGAUGUACUGUAUCGCAUAACGGUACAAAAUAUGGCCGCCGCUCAGUCCUGUACAUCCGUUCCGCGGAAAAAAAUCACACUUAUCAAUUAUCAACAAGUUUGUGUUGUAUGAUUGCAAUAAAUAAAGUGGAGAAAGAGUCUCAUGUUGACAAUGCAA
This is a messenger RNA of Alosa alosa (allis shad), 3296 nucleotides long. RefSeq names its product nectin-1-like. The coding region runs from base 405 to 1556 and encodes 383 amino acids. The transcript has 11 exons. NCBI's taxonomy places the organism in Eukaryota, Metazoa, Chordata, Actinopteri, Clupeiformes, Clupeidae. Gene Ontology annotation, biological process: homophilic cell-cell adhesion; heterophilic cell-cell adhesion. Gene Ontology annotation, cellular component: adherens junction. The record is from RefSeq and is a predicted model, not a curated record.